AUGAACCUGGAUGCUUUGUUCCAGCAAAUACAGUUCACAGAGAAGCAAGCGAGGGAGAAGAGGCGCCUCAUCCAACAAGCUAAAUUCGACAUAAGUAGAAGUUAUGAAAAAAUUAACCAAAUAAAAGAAGAGCUGAGCACUGCAAAAAUGAAAUUAGAAACUAAGGUUCAGCAUCUGUCUGAAAAACAGUUCUACUUAGAAGUUCUGAAGAAACAUGAAGACAGCUUAGAAAAACAGAAAACUGAACUUAUUAACCAAAAAAGCAGUCUUCUUAAAAUCUUUACAGAUGCAAAGAGAAAAAUGACUGAAGAAGAAGAUAAUUUUACUAGAGAAGUAACAAAGUUUAACAAUGAGUAUGGACUGACAAGUAAUAGAGAUCUUCUGAUUAAAAAAAAAGUCAAGACUGAAAUAAAUGCUUUAGAGAAUGAGGCAGCUCUGUUGAAAAAUGAAAUGGAGUCAAUGGAACAUAAAAAUGUUCAGUUAAAUGCACUGCAGCUGCAGACGAAUGAAUUAAAGCAGGAUUUAUUUACUCUUCAAAGUGAACUCAAAGAACUUGAGAAAGUAAUCAGGGAGGCUGAAACAAUGACGAAGGAUUUAGAAGCAGAAAAAGUCCAAGUCACUGAAAAAUGUCAGACUGAUCCUGAAUGUUUAAGGCUUAAGAAAGAAUUGGAAAAUUGCAAAGAUGAGGAUUGGGAAAGUAUCUGUGAGACUCUUCGAACAGAAAUUGAAAUUCUGCAAAUGAAUCUAUCACAAAAAAAGUCUUCAGACAAGUGA
This is a messenger RNA of Nipponia nippon (crested ibis), 774 nucleotides long. The record is from RefSeq and is a predicted model, not a curated record. Lineage: Eukaryota; Metazoa; Chordata; Aves; Pelecaniformes; Threskiornithidae.